Dendroctonus ponderosae (mountain pine beetle) is the source of this 1964-nucleotide messenger RNA. Its product is annotated as vinexin. The record is from RefSeq and is a predicted model, not a curated record. The transcript has 2 exons. Gene Ontology annotation, cellular component: actin cortical patch. NCBI's taxonomy places the organism in Eukaryota, Metazoa, Arthropoda, Insecta, Coleoptera, Curculionidae. Gene Ontology annotation, molecular function: lipid binding; protein binding. Gene Ontology annotation, biological process: actin cortical patch localization; plasma membrane tubulation; endocytosis. The coding region runs from base 58 to 957 and encodes 299 amino acids.
CGAUUCUGUCAGGUGUCUGUCAUGCUUUAAAAGUUUUAAUAACACUAGAUCCCAGUUAUGCCAUUUACUACGCAAAAAGGAAAAAAGAAGCCUCCUCCAAGACCGCCGCCCCCCGACUUUUCCAAGUACAAAAGUAGGUCGACCCUUAAUCUUAAUCAGCAAAACCAAAGUGUAAAUCUCAUCGAAUGGAGCCCCCCCAGCUCUCCCAAACCAGAAAGAUCAAAACAUUAUGUAGGCAGUGUUUCGAGCUCAUUCAGCAGCAGUACCAGUAGCCUAGCAUCAAGCAAAAAGUCCUUUGAAUCAGAUGGUUUCCCACCAGUAACAAACAGCAUGUGGCCUGUGCAACCCCAACUACUAGUUUUAUCCCCUACAUUUCAAAGCUACCUGCCAACCGUAAGCAACCAAGCAAGUACAAAUAUUGGGAGCACCGUAGCCCCCAACCUCAACGUGCCUCAGUUUGGACCAACAAUCAUCCGUCCAAAAGUAAAGGUCAAUAGUAGAAACGAUAAUCUCAGUCCACCUUCAGGGUCUCCACCCAUGCCCAACAUUCCACCCCCAAGCCCGCCUAAAGGAAUUCUGGAUGUUGAGACUCCGUAUGGAAUUGCAUUGUUUAAUUAUUCGCCUAGCCAUUCUAGUGACCUUAGUUUUCAGGAAGGUGAUGUAAUUAUUCUAAUGCACAGAAUUAAUGAUGAUUGGCUGUAUGGAAAAGUGAUCGACAAAGAAGGAAUGUUUCCGGAAAGCUUUAUAGAUGUCCAAGUGCCACUAAAGGAAGAUGAAAACCUUGUGACAGCUUUGUAUGAUUUCCCGGCCCACAUGCCAGGUGACCUAAGUUUAAAAGUAGGCCAGAAAAUCAAAGUAACCAAAAGAAUGGAUAAGGGCUGGCUAUUUGGGGAGUCUGCUGGCCAGACUGGCCAAUUUCCCUGCAAUUUUGUCAAUCGCAUCCCUAUAGGUAUAUAAAUCAGUUGACCUCAUGGACCAUAUCAAAACAUUAAUUCAAUAAUUGUCUGAAAUCCGGCGCUCUACGAGCUACAAAAUCAUCGAUACUGUUAAAACAAUGCCAUUUGUCCACCAAAGUUGUUUCAGUCAUUUAUUGUCUCUUUUUUUGUGUCUUUUUGGCACGCAAAAAUGCAUGCCAAGGCUUAAAGCAGCAACAACGCUACACAUAAAAACUGAUGAUGGUGGAAAAAUACACCGAAACGUAUUUUGAUUGAUAAAUAGACAAUAAAUGACUCAGGAAUGAAUUUGAUACUUGAUAUACUUACAUGAUUUCUAUUUCGGAUUAUUAAUGCCGAGGAAAUUUUUGUCAUUAUUAAUGAAACUGAAAUAAGAAUCAUCGUCAAUAUCUAGUCAAACUGUCCAAAGUAACAAAAAUGUGCGUAAAAAAUAUUCUUAAUACGCAUAAUAAAAAUGGCGUAAGAAGUAAAUUGUUUGUAAUGUGAUUUUCUAGAAGGUGAGCAAAUUGUUAAUUGUGAGCGCCGGAUUUCCUGGACCAUUACCGAUAUUAACGUUAACUGUUAAAUUAUUUUAAGAUUGUACUUGCAAAAAAAUUAGGUAGCAAUUCAACAAAUUAACUAUUGAUGAUUAACAACUAUAUUUUGUAUACUAACAUUGGACUAUUCCCUGUAACAUUACAGACUGAUUUGCAAUGCAAUACAUAGGAAAGCACUUCGUGCCAUAAUUCUGCACUUUAUUGUUGUUUUCAGAAAAAGUUCAGUCAUUUUUCACAUUGUGGAAACGCUAGAAAACCUCUGAGAUUUGAAGUGCUAACUAGUAUUGUAAAUAAUUCUACUUCAAUUGUUCGAUGGUGAGAGUAUUAAAAAUGUGAUGUUUAACUGUAUACAUAUAACAUGUGAUAAUAUGUGCCUCCAGUUACGGCACUUUGUUAUAUUUUUGUACAGAUUAGCAGAAUUUAAUUGUCAAAUACAAUGUUUAUUUUAAGGUAAUAAAAUGAUCUGUUAUGCAAA